This is a messenger RNA of Paramecium pentaurelia, 750 nucleotides long. NCBI's taxonomy places the organism in Eukaryota, Ciliophora, Oligohymenophorea, Peniculida, Parameciidae. The record is from the annotation of a GenBank genome assembly.
AUGAAAACUAACUAAUACACUCUUAUUUCAAUUGAAGGAAAUAUUGGAUCUGGAAAAAGUACUUUACUAAAAUUGAUAUAAUAAAAAUAUCCUGAUGUAAGUCAUACUAAUAUUUUUAGUUACGAUUUAUACCUGAACCUGUUAAUGAAUGGCAAUGUAUUAAUGGUGAUCCAUCUAUGAAUUUAUUGGGUUCAUUUUAUGAAGACCCUACAAGAUGGGCUUAUACUAUGCAGGUUUAUGCCUUUUAUAGCAGAUUAAAACAUUGGAAAGAAGUUCUCUCAGAUCCAAUUAAUCCAGAGGAGAAACAUUUAAUAUUAAGUGAGAGAAGCAUAGAGGCAGAUAAAGAAAUAUUUGCUGUAAAUGGACAUAAAAAUGGUUUAAUUAACAAUUUGGAAUUUGCUUUAUAUGAAAAAUUCUAUGAUUGGUUAUGUGAAGAAGUUUUCGGAAAGAAAAUUUAAAAGCAAAUGAUCAUUUAUCUAUAAGUGGAUCCAGAAGUAUGUCAUUUAAGAAUGUAAAAGCGAGCAAGAGAUGAAGAAAAAGUAUUACCGCCAUUUUUAUUAUUUAAAGAAUACAAUUUCUAAGGAAUAUCUGACAUAAAUACAUAAUAGACAUGAAGAAUGGUUAUUAAGAGAAACACAUAAAAAUACAUCAAUAUUAGUUCUAAAUGGAGAUAAAGAAUUUGAAAGUGAUCUAAAUUAAUAAUAAAAGAUGUUUAAUAGUAUAGAUAACUUUUUAAAAGGAUUAUUAUGA